AUGUUCAUCGGACACAUUUAUAAAGCAUUGUAUGAAUAACUAAAUUGGGUAUAUCAAUUUUAAAAAAUCAAAACAUUAUUCCGUUUCAGGACAAUAUACUAUACAGACUAGUGUCAUUAAACCAACACCAAGUAACCUCUUGGUGAGAGAACUAGACAAGGAAUGGAUUGAAUCAUUACACAAAAACAUGAAAAAAUGUCCUAUCAGACCAAUAACAAGGAUCCCAAUUCUUUUGGCUGAUAAAAAGGUUUGCGGCCCUGAACAAUUCGAAGAAGAUGAACUAACAUCAUACAACAUGUAUGCCUUGGGGGGAAAUCACCUUUUGGCAGCAAUGAAAAGGGUGUUGGUCGAAUUUCCGCUGAAUGAUGACUACAAUUGUUUCUGCAACAUAGACGUAGAAAUCUACGUUGGACUAACAGAGGUUGAGGGGAAAUUUCUUGCCAACACCCACAACAGAAUUUGUAAAACAAAAGAGUUUACAUUUAAGGUAAGAGGUUUUGUCCACUAUAUAAAAUACAUAUUUAUGUGAUUUUUUUUUAAUGUGAUUCAUUCACACAACCUAAUUUAAUUGCUAUAUAAAGACAUGGAUAGUAGAAGUUCAAAAUGGCUGGUACCAGAAGGGA
Molecule: messenger RNA, 623 nt
Organism: Ruditapes philippinarum (Manila clam)
Lineage: Eukaryota; Metazoa; Mollusca; Bivalvia; Venerida; Veneridae
Exons: 3
Coding region: 188-529 (113 amino acids)
Source: RefSeq, a predicted model, not a curated record